AUGUCCCUUCAUGCCACAGGGACACCAACCAACCAGAUUAUGGAAGGCCCAGAGGCUAAAGUGAUUCCAAUUGUGUUCCUGACGAUGUGCUUCCUAAUUGGGAUCCCUGGCAAUGGUCUCGUGAUCUGGACCAUCCUUUCCAAAUUCCCCCAGCGCUCAUUCACCAUUGCCCUCAUCCUGAACUUAGCGGUGGCCGACUUACUGGCUAUACUGACGGUGCCUUUCUGGACGUACUAUUUUGCCAAAAGCUGGGUUUUUGGGGACUUCAUGUGCCGGUUCCUCAUGUACCUUGUGUAUUUGACCGUCUACACCAGCAUCUUCUCCAUCACCUUAAUGAGCCUCCACCGCUUUGCUGCGGUGAUCCUGCCACUCGCUUCCCAAAGAUGGCGGAAGCCGAGGGAGGUGCAUGCGAUCAUGCUAGCCAUUUGGUUGCUAGCGGGAGCUCUCUCCUGCCCAUGCUUGAUAUUCUCAUCCAAAGAGAUGCCCAGAGGGAAGUGCACGGAUGAAUUUUACAACUCUGACAACCAGCACAUUGCGGUUGAUGUCGUGGAGACCCUGUUUGGCUUCGUGAUCCCUUUUGCUGUGUUGGCAGUCUGUUAUACUUAUGUGGCGAGGAAGAUUCGGACUCUGAAAAACCACAAGAAAAUGAAAACCGGGAAGCUGAUUGCUGCAGUCGUUGGAGCCUUCUUUGUUUGCUGGCUUCCUUACCACGUCUUAAACCUCAUUACAGUCUCGGCAUUGUUGUUGAAGCAUGCCAAGCCCGAGGUCAGCCAGAACUUACUCAAGUCCAUGAAAAUUUUAACCAACGUUCAUGGUGCGGUGGCCUUUUCCAGCAGCUGCAUCAACCCUAUUCUCUACGCCUUCGCAGCACGGAGUUUCCGCGGAGGGCUACGCAAGACGAAUUUUGCAAAACUGUUCGAAAAACUGCGCAACGACACCGAGGAAAAAUUAACGAAGGACAAUACCGCUUCCAUGCAGACUCUGUAG
Molecule: messenger RNA, 987 nt
Organism: Thamnophis elegans (Western terrestrial garter snake)
Lineage: Eukaryota; Metazoa; Chordata; Lepidosauria; Squamata; Natricidae
Product: leukotriene B4 receptor 1-like
Exons: 1
Coding region: 1-987 (328 amino acids)
Biological process (GO): G protein-coupled receptor signaling pathway
Cellular component (GO): membrane
Molecular function (GO): G protein-coupled receptor activity
Source: RefSeq, a predicted model, not a curated record